Molecule: messenger RNA, 612 nt
Organism: Ananas comosus (pineapple)
Lineage: Eukaryota; Viridiplantae; Streptophyta; Magnoliopsida; Poales; Bromeliaceae
Product: heavy metal-associated isoprenylated plant protein 39-like
Exons: 3
Coding region: 99-479 (126 amino acids)
Molecular function (GO): metal ion binding
Source: RefSeq, a predicted model, not a curated record
ACUUGAAUUAACAUAACUAUGUAUUUUAAUUAACCUCUUAUUAUUAGUAAGCUUUAUGAGCAUCAACAAUUUGGGUUAGGUACAUUCUCUUCUCAACAAUGGCCAAGAAAAUCGUGUUGAAAGUGUCUAUUGUGUGCGACAAAUGCAAAACUUGCAUUAUGAAGACGGUCGCCAAGGUUUGCGGGAUAAAAUCGUUAGAUUUAGACGGAGAGAAGGGGACAUUGACGGUGAUAGGGGAUGUGGACGUGGUUCUGAUCGUGAAGGCGCUGAGGAAGGCAGGGAAGGCGGCUGAGAUUGUCAGCGUGGGUCCAGAAAAGGAGGAGAAGAAAGAAGAGAAGGAGGAGGAGAAGAAGAAAGAAGAGAAGAAGGACGACAAAUGCAAGGAGUUGCCUCCGUGCUGUCCUGCGUGUCGUCCCGUCAGCUUCGGUACCGUCGUGCUCUACGAAGAAGAACAACCCUUUGGAUGUGCCAUUCUCUGAAGCACACGCUUUUCCUCGUUCUUUCUUGUUCUCCUUUCUCUCUUUAGAUUUUCGAUCAUAAUAUUUCGAAUUUGAUUUUUUUUAGACAUAUCCUUUUGUUUUUGUACCUCUCUUUCCAAAAAGAAUUCUUUAA